ACCGCGGAAGUGACAGUCAACUUCUCAUGUUGAUGCGGAAGAAAGAUUUUUGAGAAAGGAGUUUUUGUAAAAUGAAACAUAAGUAGGGGAUAAAAAGAAAAAAGAAAUAGUUUUCGGCUUUAUAUAUUUAUCUAAAGCGACAGGAAAAAGUCUGACCGACAAACUAAUGGCAGGUGGUAACUUACAGAAAGCCAUAGACCUCGCCAGCAAAGCUGCAGUGGAGGACAAAGCCAAAAACUACGAGGUGGCCCUCAAAUGUUACGAGAAUGCUGUGGAAUACUUCCUUCAUGUUGUCAAGUAUGAGUGCAAAGGUCAACGAGCGAACCAGAGCAUCAGAGAAAAGUGUGUGGAGUACCUGGACAGAGCCGAGCAGCUGAAGACGUAUCUGAAGGAUAAAGAGCAGCAGAAGGCAAAACCUGUGAAAGAGUCUGACGACAAAGGGGAUGAAAGUGGCGAUGGGGAAGACGCAGAGAAAAAGAAGUUCCAAAACCAACUCUCAGGUGCCAUCGUCAUGGAGAAGCCAAACAUAAAGUGGGACGAUGUGGCCGGACUCGAAGGAGCCAAAGAAGCCUUAAAAGAAGCCGUGAUCCUGCCCAUCAAAUUCCCUCAUUUGUUCCAAGGAAAGAGAAAACCUUGGAGGGGGAUCCUUCUGUUCGGACCUCCAGGAACAGGAAAAUCCUACCUGGCCAAGGCAGUGGCCACAGAAGCCAACAACUCCACCUUCUUCUCCAUCUCCUCCUCUGACCUCGUGUCCAAGUGGUUGGGGGAAAGUGAAAAGCUGGUGAAGAAUCUCUUCAGUUUAGCCCGCCAACACAAGCCGUCGAUCAUUUUCAUCGAUGAGAUCGACUCCCUCUGCGGCUCCAGGAGCGAGAACGAGAGCGAAGCAGCACGCAGAAUCAAGACAGAGUUCCUGGUCCAGAUGCAAGGUGUUGGAAAUGAUAAUGAGGGAGUCCUGGUCCUGGGAGCCACAAACAUACCGUGGACGCUGGACUCGGCUAUCAGGAGACGGUUUGAAAAGCGAAUCUACAUUCCUCUGCCGGAGGAGCACGCCCGCUCCUUCAUGUUCAAACUGCAUCUGGGCUCCACUCCCAACGAGCUGACGGAGGCGGACUUCAUCACUCUGGGCAAAAAGACAGAGGGCUACUCCGGUGCGGACAUCAGUAUUGUAGUUCGAGACGCCCUCAUGCAGCCCGUCAGGAAGGUUCAGAGUGCCACUCACUUCAAAAAGGUUCGCGGCUCAUUAUGGAACAAACCCAGCGAUGUGGUGGACGACCUCCUGACCCCGUGUUCGCCAGGUGAUCCCAACGCCAUAGAGAUGACGUGGAUGGACGUUCCUGGGGAGAAACUUCUAGAGCCACUCGUGUCCAUGUCUGACAUGAGGAGGUCAGUGGAAGGCACCAAGCCGACAGUGAAUGAGAACGACUUGGAGAAGCUGAAGAAGUUUACUGAGGAUUUUGGUCAAGAAGGCUGAUAAUACUUGCACUCUACUCAUAUAAUAAGACUGCAACUAACAAUUAUUUUCACUUUCAAUUAUGCUUUUGAUUAUUCCAUUAAUCUUUUAGUCCUCAAAGUCCAUCACAGGUUACUGCAGCCCAAAGUUGUUAAAUAUAUGUAAUGUAAAUAUUUCUGAAAAGAAAAUUAAUAUUAAAUAAAUGUUUCAGGCCCCAAAUGAGCAUUUGUGUAUCAGUCAGUCACCCCGAGUUAUGUUGAAUUUGUGAGGAAAACUUAAUUUACUUGCAUGCAAUCCAGAAAGUUUAAAAAUGUAAAACUAUAUCA
Plectropomus leopardus (leopard coralgrouper) is the source of this 1776-nucleotide messenger RNA. RefSeq names its product vacuolar protein sorting-associated protein 4B-like. Gene Ontology annotation, biological process: endosomal transport; vacuole organization. The record is from RefSeq and is a predicted model, not a curated record. Lineage: Eukaryota; Metazoa; Chordata; Actinopteri; Perciformes; Serranidae. Gene Ontology annotation, molecular function: ATP hydrolysis activity; ATP binding.